Molecule: messenger RNA, 1738 nt
Organism: Clupea harengus (Atlantic herring)
Lineage: Eukaryota; Metazoa; Chordata; Actinopteri; Clupeiformes; Clupeidae
Gene: gpr78b
Product: G protein-coupled receptor 78b
Biological process (GO): adenylate cyclase-activating G protein-coupled receptor signaling pathway
Cellular component (GO): membrane
Molecular function (GO): G protein-coupled receptor activity
Source: RefSeq, a predicted model, not a curated record
CAGCGCUCGGUGAAGCCACGAGAGCAGUAGCAUCUAUGGAAGCAGCGCGCACAACACCGGAUUUUUUGGCCAGUGGCAGAUGACUCCCCUAGCGAAGCUUCGGUGACACAUGAAGCCAAGUUUUCCGCACGAGAUGCUGUGGCGUUGAGAGGGCACUGGCGCAUGCCCACGGUUCAGCACGCUGGACAGCGCUCGCACGAGUUCCAAAUUGGCAAGACUUUCCGGAGUUAAUUUUUUACACACUUGCCAGGAUUUAAGCACUAUCGAAGAGAACGACGGGAAAGAAACAAUGCAGGUGGUAGCGUUCGCUCUAACAACAGGCGCAGAUAUACUGCAGGUGUAGUUUUAAAGUGAGAAAUGGACUUUGUGGAAAUACUUCUUGCGUUAUUCAUCGUUGUGGUCGCGAUUGUCUCUCUGUUGUCGAACUUGCUGGUGCUGCUAUGUUUUGUCCACAGCACCGAGAUACGCAGACAGGUGCCUGGCAUCUUUACAAUGAACCUGUCUUUCUGCAACAUUCUGAUCACGGUUUUGAAUAUGCCAUCGACGUUGGUGGGAAUUAUUAAAAACCAGCAGCCUUUUGGGGAUUGCCUGUGCCACGCCGUGAGUUUCUUUGAGACUUUUCUCACUGCCAACACCAUGUUGAGCAUGGCCGCCCUGAGCAUUGACCGUUGGAUUGCCGUGGUUUUCCCGCUUAGUUACUCCAGCAAGAUGCGCUACAGGGACGCGUUGGUCAUGGUGUGCUACGCGUGGCUUCACUCGCUCACCUUCUCCCUCGUCGCACUGCUCUUCUCCUGGGUAGACUACAGCCACAUUUACGCCUCCUGCACUUUGCAUCUCAACGACGAGAGCGCACGGAUCAAAUUCACUGUGUUCACGGUCGCGUUCCACGCCAGCAGUUUCAUGCUGUCCCUGCUCAUCCUGUGUGUCACAUACCUAAAGGUGUUACAAGUGGCCCGAUUCCACUGCAAGCGGAUAGACAUCAUAACCAUGCAAACUCUUUUUCUACUUGUUGACAUUCACCCGAGUGUUAAGCAGCGCUGUCUGGCCGAACAAAAGACGAGAAAACAGCGCGCUACGAAGAAAAUCAGCAUUUUCAUUGGCUCGUUCAUCCUCUGUUUUGCUCCAUAUGUGAUCACCAGGCUGACAGAGCUGCUGCCGUUCGUUGGCAUCAGUCGUCACUGGGGCAUCGUGAGCAAGUGCCUGACGUACGGCAAGGCGGCCUCCGACCCGUUCGCCUACUCCCUCCUGCGGCAGCAGUACCGCAAGGUCCUGGUCUCCGUGGCCAACCGGCUCCUGCGGCGCGACCUGUACCCGUCCUCAGGGCCCAACAGCUCCAUGGACACGGAGAACGAAUACUGUCUGCAGCGGAUCAGCUAGAGGGCCAGAGCGGGGGGCGGCGGAGAUGCCCGUCUUGCGCUGGCAGACCAGUGGCAUGUGAAAAUGGAAACUGUGAUUACCUGUUAAGUGCCAGAGAAAUGAGUGUGAGAGGGAGUGAAUGAGAGAGAGAGAGAGAGAGAGAGAGAGAGAGAGAAAAAGAGUGAGAAAGAGAGAGAGAGAGAGAGAGAGCGCUGCUGGUGUUCACACUCAUGUGCCCUCGGCAGAUGUCUGAAAUCAAACAUAUCGGCAAACAAGGAGACAAGAUCUCAGAAGUGUGGGUGAUUCACUGAACACACUUCACAUUCAGCCACACAUACACAAACACACACACUCAUGCAAGUAGAUAUACACACACACACAC